This is a messenger RNA of Porites lobata, 11692 nucleotides long. The record is from the annotation of a GenBank genome assembly. NCBI's taxonomy places the organism in Eukaryota, Metazoa, Cnidaria, Anthozoa, Scleractinia, Poritidae.
AUGGCGACCGUAACUCGCUGUCUUUACAUUUUCAUUUUCUUUCUGGUUUUACUCGCGUCAAGUUUAAGCAAACCGUUAAAUAUAAGUAGAACACUUUCUUUAGGUAAGGAAAAUGAUACAAAACGCAAGAAAUCUUUACUCGAAGAUCAUAUCAAGGGCUUGAAGCUUGAACGCGACGGACAUGUCAACAAGGAGUAUCACCACGAAGCUUUUCUGGGAAAAAUGGUAGAAGAUGGCGUGCUUUUGUUUGACAACGUAGACGGUUCUCGACGGCUUAUCGAAAUAUUUCAUAAGGUUGAUAAAAAUGAAGAUCAUAAAGUGAGCAAGGAAGAAAUGAAAGAUUGGAUUCAUGAAAAAAUUAAGGAACACAUUCAAGAGGCAAAAGAUAACAAUCAUCGAAUGUUUAAAAUUGUUGAUCGGAAUGGUGAUGGCGUUGUGACCUGGGACGAAUUUCGACUGAAGUUUAGGGAGGAUAAUGAAACUAAAAAGAAGGAUUCAACUGAAUUAGGUAAGUUUGCUUUUAAUUCUCUUCGGCGUUGUCGACCUCAGCUAUGAAAAACUCUUAGUAUACACAAGUGGAACUAAAUAGUUUAUGUCCUUGCGUGAUAAACAUACAAAGGAGCUUUCAUUUUUGAAGAUAACUUAAAUUUCGUGCGAAAUAGUGAGAGACUUUCUAUUCAUUGCAUUCGAAAAGUAAAUUCAAUUAAGAUCGUGAUUUGGAAUUGCUGUAUUGUAUUAAUUAGUUUUUCGUUAAUUCGUGGACCAACGUACAGUGCAGCUGUACACGUGUACUGUAUGCGUCAUCGUUAUUAAACUUUUGCAGGCGUGCUAAAAGCUAGGUGGAAAAUCACAGUUGUCGCUCGUCAAACCAACGUGAUAACUAGUAGCACACCAGCAUGGUCUUAAUUUGUGACGGUGAAAUGUUUUGUAAGGUGUAUUUGUUACCAUAGACACUUCUCUGUCUGUGUCCCCUCAUUACUCUAUCAGCCCAUUUUCAUUACCAACAAAAGGGAGAGAGAAAAUAAAGUCUGUCCAAUUCAUACUCCCUCUACGUAAAGGAAAACGAAAAUAUGACCCCCAAGAAAAUAAUAGCAAUUUUAGUUACAGAAUACCCAGCAAAUAUUAUUAGAUGCACCUUAUUUCCAUUUAGUUAUCAGUGACAGAACCCCUUGAAGAAUUGGGUGUUAAACCAAGUGGUUGCCUUCUGCCAGUUGGGGUUUUAAUCCUGUUAUGUUGUAUUUGAAUUAUUUGUUUCCAGAUAUUUGAGUGGGUUGCCUGUAAACUAGCUGGAUAAGCUAAUGCACUUUCCACUACAGCGAGAUACCAUUGUUAUUUAAAAUUGAUGAAUCUAAUUUGCAGAGUAUUUUUCAGUCUAGCAACAAUUUACCCUUCCCCCAAACUGUUGUAACCCUUUCUCCCUCCUUUCCGGACGAAAUAAAAUGAAACAUUCCCUAAAGGGAAGACUAUUCAAAGCACAAAGGGCAAGCGGUAAAACUAAGUUUCAUUGCGCUCUGUUCACUCAGACAAGGAAAUGUGUGGAUUUUGAAAUGGAAAAUGUGACUACUGUAUCUCAACAGAAUUUCUAUGUGAAUAGAUUCAUUGUUAUUUCAUAAAUUACUUUAGACCGUGCAAAAAGUUACUUUACUACAGUUUAUUUUGACAUCUAAAUGAAUGUCAGUAUAUUUUUCACCCUUUUUGUUUGACUCACAUUGGAAGUAAAAAAGAAUCUUGAUGUUUAUCCAGGUGGUCUUAAGAUGAGCUUAGUAAGCAAACUAUUGGAAAACUUGUGUAUAUUCCCUUUGGGUGGUUUGUCAUUCAACUGUGUAAAUGCAGAUCAAUGAUAAAUUCAGCAUUUUCUCAGGUUUUAUGCUUGUGCUAUGUCUCUGAUUUUGGCCAUGAUUCUUGGGUGGAAGGGAGUGAAUGAGGAGGAUUCUCCAGAAGGUUUGAUGACUGGAGAAAAUCUUUGUCCAGUUUUAGAAAAUAAUAAUUUUUCAGUUGCCGUAGCAAAUGCUUGGUAUUUGUUUCUCAGCACUAUUGUUCAAUAAAAAUAAACAAAUGAUACAAAAUAAGGCAGAUAUGGGUGAAUAAAAGUGUCAUCCUCUUGGCUAAGAUUUGUUCCCUGCUUGCUCAAAAAGCACUGAAACACAACUUUAGGUUUCCAGAUAAUUACAAUUCCCCAGUGGAGUGAAAGAGUUAAGUUUAACUUGAGGAAAAGCUGACUUGAAAAUGACUUGAAGUUCCAGUGUAAACCAAACCAACACUUCUUAAGGGGCUGGUUUACUUUAACAUUCUUUCACAUGAUAAUUUGGUGUAGGAGUAAUGGUUAGUUUGACUUCAAGAAAAGCUGGCUUAAAAUAGACUUGAAGUUCUUGUGUGAACCAAACCAAUACAAUUUAAGGGGCUGAUUUAUUUAUAGAGAUAGAAAGAUAGAUUAUUUAGUUUAUUUAUAAUCACAUUGCAACCGAGAGGUUGAAUUAGGUGAUUAUUCAAAAUAAUUAUGAUAACUUAAAAACACUACCCCUAAUAAGCUAAUUUAUGAGAGCGGGGAGAAGGCCGUGGAGCUUAUUCUCUUUUUGCUGUACAACUUCCUGAAAUAGUUUGUCUACAAGUUCCUGGCAGAGGUCUGAAAGUUUAAUUAGGCUUGAUCCAACCAAAGACUCUUUGUAUGAGCAGAAAGUGAAAAUAAUGUGCAUAGCUGGCCUUUGUACUCCAUCAAAAUCAUUGGAGAGAUACUUGGAAAGAAUGUCGUGAAAGACAGGACCAUGCAUACUCCUAGAUAGGGCGAAUGCAGAAAAACUGAACUAGCUCUCGGGUACCUAGGCCAGAGCGUUUAAGCUGAGAUAAACAGUUACUGUAGGCACUUCUUAGCUUUCUUUGAUAAUGGAGUCAAUGUGAGAGUUCCAUUUCAAAUCACUAGAGACAUGGAGGCCUGGUAUUUUGGCAGUGGCAACUAAUUCAAUUGGCAUGUCGUUAACUACAAUGUGGUCGAAUGACGUGGUUUUCUUAGUGCUAAAGUUUAUGUGAGGCUCCUUCUAUUUUGUCUUGUUUAGUUGAAACUUGUCCGCGAAAGCGCCGUUGACCAGGGUGUCAAUGGCGGCCUGGAUUUGACUUUCUUGGUUCUUGCUUAUUGUCUCCAAGAUGGUGGUAUCGUCGAGGUAUUUCCAGAGAUUCAUGGCAGGAGCAUCAAGCUUGUUGAUAAUGAUGAUGAACAGCCAUAGCCCCAAUUUUGUGCCUUGGGGAACCCCUAUCGGGACAACACCCCAUUCUGAGAAGCAGUGAGGGCCAAGCUUAACUGGGGUGUUUGUGUGAAGUGAGGAAACUGAUGAUCCAAGAGAUAACAGGGUCAGGGAUGUCAUAUAAGCAAAGCUUCCUGACAAAAAUAUUCUUUCACAUCAUGUGAUUAGGGAGUGAAAUGGUUAAGUCUGAGUUGAAGAAAGCUGGGUUAAGAAUGACUUGAAGUUCCAGUGUGAAGAAAACUGACAUGCCUCAAAAAGGGCAUUUUUAUUUACAGUACUUACAAUUCUUUCUUUAGUGUAAAUAAAACCAGUAUUCCCGGAGGGGCUGGUUUCUUUUAGCUUGUAGGAGCAUGCUCCUGUGGGGUAGUAGGUUUCUUUAUACAGUACAAUUCUCUCACAUCAUAAUGUGGUGUAAGAGUGAAAGAGUUUAGUCUGACUUAAAAGACAGCUGGCUUAAGAAUGACUUGAAGUUCUAGAGUGAACAAAACAGGGUGCAAAGAAAAUCAUUUUUACAGCUUGCCAUUCGGGCAAGAUGAAGCUAACAUUUACUAGCCCAGCCGUCAUUUUAACUAGCUCCAAAAUCUUUUUGAAGAGCAGAAUUGAUUUCACAGUUCUUCUGUUAUUUGAAUUCCUCAAAAAACAUCACUUGCCCGUUGGGCAAGUUGAAAACAGAAUUCACUAGCCCAAGAGCAAAAUCCACUUAAGCCCUGGGGAUAUCGGACACGGGCUACUUUCUUUGCACGCUACAAAACCAUUUUACAUUCUCUCCUGUAGAUGAUGCUGGUACUCCUGAGGAAGUGAUGUCAGAAUAUUAUGCUAAGUUCCGCAGAGGAGACAUGAACCUGGAUGACAAGCUGGAUGAGUCAGAGUUCCUGUAUUUUCAGCAUCCUGAGCACAAUCCUCAGAGCACCAAGGAUUUAGUUGAAGAUAUGAUUGAAAAUUUUGAUCGAAAUCAGGAUAAGGUGAAUUGUCAACAACAUGGCCUGAUUCCGGAUUGAUCUGAUUCCACUUUCCCCAAGAGUCCUUAGAUUGUGUGAGAAUCAAGUCUAUGACAACAAUGAUAAAUAUCAAUUUUAAACAAUUAUUGGAUGAGGUUUUUUUGUGAUAUUCCAAAUAAUCAAGGUAGUGGUUUAAGUGUUAUUUGGCCUCGGCUGAUAACACUUGCUGAGACCAUGAUUAUUGCGGACAUUACAAAAACUGAUUUUCCAUUGGUUUGAAGAAAAUGAUGACAAACCCAAUCUCACACAGAAUGCAGUUUGAAAUUUCUCUUGGAAGUCAUGCACUACAUUGUAUGCAGACAACCUACAGAUUAGUCAGUUAUCUGCUAGCAAAUAACUAACUAAUCUUAAUAUUGCAUUGAUUUCCAAAAUAAUCUGUGAAGGUUCUUAGCCAACGAGAAGGCAGAUAAUGAAUAUAGUGUAUAAAUUCUAGAUCCAAUUAUGUUACUAAAGAAAUGGGUAUUAAUUUUCGCUAUCCCAACUUAGUCACUUAUUGACCCAUGUUUUUAGAUUGAAUGAAGGACCCUUUACUUUUCAUCUACAGAACAAACAUUCUGGUACAUUUGCUAACUGUAAAUGUGAAGAACUGUCUUACCCCCAAAAAUCCGAAAAUGUGCGACCCCAUUCUAGUAACUCUAUUGAAAAUGCAACCCCAAUAUAGUCAAUCCAGUCAUGAAAAUGUGACCCCAUCUAGUGGCACAUCCCCAAUAGCCUCUUCCCACUUGCUACUGGUAAAAAACAAUAGUUUCUUGUAAAAUGACUGUGAGGGUUAUAUAUUUGCCCAAAAGUGACUAAGAUGGGUUCCAUAAUUGGCCACAGAAUAGACUAUAAUGGGCUAUAGGGGCUCUUUGAGGCCAGCGGCACAUACCCAGUGAAAAUUAACCCAAGUACCCCUCCCCCUGGCCCUUGUAGAAUGCACAAAGACAACCCCUGAGCCGUUUUAAAAAAAACACUAACCAGUAGUGUUUUGUAAAUAGUAUUGGUUUGAUAGAACCCUUUGGUAAAGUACAUUAAGUCAUAUUAAAAGAGACUUUGUUUAUAAUGUUUUAUAAUAAUAAUAAUAAUCUGUCUGUUUAUAAUAUUUUUAAAAUAAGUGCUGCUUUUCUUUGAAGGUGCUUACAAAGAGUGAGUUCAUUCGCCUGCCCCCUGGUGAAGUGGACACUCAGGAAGAAGCCAAUAUGGAUAAUGAAUACGUCAAAGAGUGAGUACAUGUACAAUAAAAUACAGCUCAAUUAAGCGGCCUCCCUCCACUAAGUGGCCAGUAAUUAAAGUGCUGAAAUAAAUGUAGAAAUAAUUUUAAAUGAAACCCUCUGAUGUGGCCACCUUAUGGCCAUCCCCACAAGAGUUCUGCCACUGUUGUCACCUGUAUUAUUAAAAUGGCCAUCAUGCGCUUGAUACAUGUACACUUAGUUGAGCAUUUUUUUUUUGUAAAUAUACUGAAGCAAACUUUUUAGCAUACUUUUUGUGUGCUGCUUUUUAUUCAGUAUGUAUUGUACUCCAGCUGUCUUGGAGUUGGACUUUCCUGUCAGCACUUCCUACUUACUUCUUACUUCUUACGCCCUAUAAAUGUCAGUGAGAAAACAUAUAGGAAAAUCGUGCAAAUUCCUCUUAAAGGCAGUUUAAAGAAAAUGAUACUUUUAUUGCCGACAAACAGUAUAUGUUGUCAUUUUUGGCCUGGGUUGCUCAACGAUUUUCUGGCACUGUUACAUAUUUGAAGAUGUUAAAUUAUUGCUCAUUGCACUAAAUUAUUGUAUACAGGAAAAAAAAGUCUCACUUAAAUUUAGACUUGGAAUCAUUUUUCCUUUUUUUUAGAGUUUUUAUUGUGUAACCUUUAUUUAUAACAUAGCUGAGGUGAGGUGUAUCUUCUGAUUGGUCAAUGCAUCAUUUUUUACUAGACUUCAGUCUUCGUUAAGGUUUUUAUUGAUAGCAACUGUACAGAGAUCAUUCAGAAUAUCAUGAAAGCUCUUCCACUCUACAUUUAGACUGCAAAACAGUCGGUUUUUUCCUCAAAAUCAGUAAAGAAAUCGGUAAAGUGUGGCGUAAGAGUCUUACGCGAGUGUAGGGCGUGUGAGGCGAGAGGAAAAAACCCACUGUUUUAGCGUCUCUCCCCAGUCUCGCUCUCUGUUUUCAGCCUCGUUCCAGACCUUUUGUUUGACUGCUUGCGCGUACUUGAAUACGCAAAAAUACGGACUGUUUUGCAGUCUAAUCUACAUUAAGGAGGAAAACUACUAUUUAGGAAAACAUUUGCUUGUUAUAGAUAUCCGAACUUCUAUCGCCCUCGCCUACAUCUUGAGCUACUCUUGUGCUCUUUUUGUGCUUAACCACGUCCUGCAUGCAUCUAUAACUCGAUGGCUGCACGCGUUUACCAUGUCUUUCUUUUUUGUUGUAUUAUUUUUAACUUUCUUUUUCGCUUUGAUGUACGACCCGCAAAUGGUAAUGUUAGUGUUUUUCAAAUUUCACUGCAUGGGGGAAAGAUGAAUGACAAACGGUGAAUGAUAAAUAAUUAAGGAUGCAGUCUAUACUUAUAACAGGAUACCCAGCUUGAUUCGUUGUUAUAAUCCUGUUUCCUGUACAAUAAAGCUAACAUUUCUUCUCUUAAGGUUAAAUUAAAGCUGUAAGAAAAACAAAAACAAAAACAACAAAAGCAAAAACAAAAAAAAAACAAAAAACAAAAACAAAACAACAACACUGCAAGCAAACAAAAUACUGCAAGCUGCUAAAUAAUUUGUCAUCAUCAUCAUCAUCAUCAUCAUCAUCAUUAUCAUCAUCGCCACCACCACCACCACCAUCAUCAUAAUCAUCAUCACCAUCACCAUCAAAAUAGGUAGAUAAAUGAAUAAAUUUAUAAAUUUAUAUUAUCUGCGCCUUUCAAGUUAACUUUCCGGUACACAGUCUAUUUGUAAUCUUUUUCGUCUUGUUUCAAUUUUUUCAUUGUAAAAGGAUAGGUGAAGGUUUGUGUCUCCUCUUCUUAACAGUUUCCUGAACGUACUUCGAUAUUCCUCCCCUCUCAAGGCGUACACCCACGGAUUAACCGCGGAGUUGGAAAAUGCAACAAACGCGGUCCAAAACCACCGCUGUUUAAGCUGUAUUUUUAAACAAUCAUCUGCAAAAAACGUCUGAAUAGAAGGUAAUACGAAAGAAGGUGACCAUAAAGUUAUGAAUAGGCCAAUGAUGAUGGCGAUGGUUAGCGCUAUUUUUCUCUCCUUGAUGCUGUUCAUCGCUGCCUUUCUGCCCGUCUCGCUGCUGACGGUAACCACUUGAAUUUUCUUAGCUUGAGAUCGCGCUACCUUAAAAAUGUGAACAUAGCAGUAAGCAAUGACACAUAGAGGAAUGAAAAAGGUGAUUGUACACCCCACAAUCCAAAACUUUUGUAGGUCCAACCGAUCUUGUAUCAAGGCGCGAGGAAGAAGAGCCAAACACGCGGCCAGCCAUAUCGAACAUAUUAUGAUCCUACAUCGGCGUUCGCUGAGCGAUGUGUCAUAGCGAAACACGUUUACUACCGCUAAAUAUCGAUCGAUCGAGACAGCGCAAAGGUUCAGUGAUGUGGCGACGACGGUGUGGGCGGCUAAGCACUCUGAUGCUAUUGUGAGUGGUUCUUUUUCCUCCCAAAUGUUCAUUGCGCUCCUAGUUGCCCAUAUUGGAUUAAUCACCAGGCCGACAAUGAUAUCUGCCACGGCCAAAGAAGCUAUGAAGUAGUUAGAAAUUGUAUGAAGACGCGGCUGUUUGUAAAUUGUCAGUAAAACCAAUAGGUUUCCACCUAUGGAAGCCAUACCUGACAAACCGUUUAAAACUGUAAGUGCAGCCGAAGAUGGCUUGUUUAGAGCGCCCUCGCACAUGGCCUGCUCUUCAGGUCCAGUUCCGUUCAUUUUUCGAAAUUUUAUGGGACGUCCUUUUUGUGCUUCUUUUACUUUUUGGGGGGUUUGAUCCACUUUCCACUGUUUUUGUUAAAACACACCGCUAAAGUGCAAACCGCUUGUUUACACUCCUCUUCAUGGCAGGUGAAGUUGCCUAACUUAGUUUCACGUGUAGAAAAUGAGGUAUUUGAUUUUGUUUGUUGUAAUCAAGUUUAUUGAAAGAGGACUAAGAAAAAGCGGUGGUUUGCUUUCUAUUCACCUUGUUAUAAAGUUUAUGAAAGCGUCUUGAAUCUUUUAUUGUUUUAAUCAAGUACAAUAAUAAUGAGUCUUUUCAAUGAUAUUAUGAACAAGAUUUCAUCACUAAUAUUACUUUCCAAACUUCUGUUACUAAACAGCUUUAGUUUAACCCCUCUUUAGAAUAUCAUGGCGCUCAAUAUCUUUACCAAAAAUUAACGAAAGGAUCUUAAUCUUCAAUACAUUACUUUCGAUUUACCGCGUGCAAUAUUCCCUAAAGCAUCAUCCAACCCCACCCGGGUGGAAUAACCGGAUUCUCAUGUGAAGGCUGUCGAUAGUUUCAUUUCGAUAGUUCAUUGAAGAACAGUGCAACAGUGUAGGAGAUUUUAGACACAGAGGUUAAGGUUAUUUGCGAAGAACGCCUCUUUUCGAUAUUUUAGUAGAAAUUGUGUUCUAUGCUCGCCAUACAUCUGCAGCAAUUUUUGGCUCCGAUAAAAGUAAAUUUCCAACUGAGUGGUAUUAUUUAUUGCUCUAUUCAAAAUUGUAUUAAUGUCCCUUGUCCCAUGCAGUGCUAGGAACCGGAAAUUUACUUUGGUCUGGGUUUCGUUAUUGCUUUUGAGUUCAGUAUGUUUUGUUAAAGGUUAUAGAAAUCGUUUUUUUUCACAGUAAGUACAUUGACGGUAGGGAUUUUCAUUAAGAUUUGAUGCUAUUCACAAUAGAAAAAAAUUUAAAUUGAUAUUUUCGGUCUUAGAUUAAUUCUUUGUUCUUAGCUCUGUAUAUAUUUCAUUUGAUGUAUUUAGUUCAGUAGUAUACACUACCUCACGUGCUAUUUACUCAUAUCGCGUCAAAAUAAAGGUUUCAUGCCAGUAUGUGAUGUUAUGCCCUCGCACUGCUGCUGAAUGAAUCUGCUACACCGCUGUGAAUUUUUGCAUUUGAAGAUUAUCUUUUUUAAACUAGUGCGAAUUAACAGAUUUAAAGAUUGUAUACUCCCUGGUUUGUACUAAUGAAAGUUAUUUGCGGGAUUUUCUUUUGUUUGAGUUUAUUUUCAUAGCUGAAAGAUAAUGUUUAAAAUUUCAGAUCUAAUUGCUAGCUGCUCUUUUAUGAUUCAACGUUUGUUUUGUCUCGUUUGUUGUUGUUGUUGCUGUUGUUUAUACCUAUUUAUACGGCGUAACAAACUGUUUACUUGAAUUCUUCUCGGAAAGGUGCACCCUUGGAAUUAAGUUUAGGGGCAAAAUACAACGCGCGUUUCAUUAAAAAAAAAGAAAACAACCAGUGAAAAAGUUAUAUACAAUCCUGUCGAUGUAAGAAUUUCAGUCUCAAACAAGUGUCAGGUUUGAUGGGGGGAAGGGGGAUCCGCCCCGCGGACCCUCCUCCUGGAUUCGCCAUUGUUAAACUGAAUGAACGAAUUGGUAUUUCUGUUGGUCAUUUAGUUGAGAAUGAUCAAAAUGCUAUUAACGUCGGUCAACGUCUUGACGUUGUGCACGGUCAAGUCCGUAAAAGCUAUUCACAAAAAAACUUACAAAACAGAUUUAAAGCCAAACAGAUUUAAAGCUAAACAGGCUUUAUAAGACUUAUAACCAUUGCUUGCACUUUUUAACUUUGUGUGGAUAUAUUUUUAGUUUGAGUAUAUUUGCAUCUUAACUAUAUAAUUAUGAGGAUGAUUUCUCGAACUUUUCUCUUGACCUUUAAACAGAAUCAGAAUCUGCAAAGUUGCAAUUAACAGUAAGGUAAACACGCAGAAGAAUUAAUUAUUAACUGAAGGUGUCUGCUCACAUACAGGUUUAAAGAAAUUCGAUAUCCUAAACGUUGAUCUAAAAAUGAAAAACAAAAAAUUAAAAAAUGUGAAAAAAUAAUACAAUAAAAUAGUAAGAAUAAGUAAUAAUAAUCAUGAUCAUAGUCAUAAUUAAGUUAUAGACGAUUCUUCAAUUGACUAGCCUGCGAACAACAGACAUUUCUCCUCGCUGCUUGUCGCGUGAAGAUACUUCCCAAGCGGCAAGGAGCGAGGAGAAAGAGCUGUAUUCGCAGGCUAUAAAUUGACAUGGAUACACAUUUUCCUAUACUUACUUUAAAUUCGUAUAAUAAACUAUAUCAGACGUAACUAACGACCACUUCAUUUCUCGCAUCCUUUACUCUUCUUACUUUUAAUAAAAUAACCGAGAUAGUACGUGCGUUCUGAUUGGUUAAAAAUCUAAGGUUUAGUGUGCCGGUAAACUCAAAGAAAACUUAAAGUUAUUUUAUACAAGCAAUAGACCACACUUUCUAUGGGUUUACCGGCGUGAUAACCCACUUGGGAUGUUAGGAGAACAAUCAAAAGUCUUGUAAAUCACUCCCAACAUCCUACAUCCCGCGUGGGUUAUCACGCCGGUAAACCCCAUAGAAAGUGUGGUCUAUUGCUUAAAUAACCUGUACAUUUAUUUUCCCAGACGCGAGGAGGAAUUCGCUGCAAUGGACGAGAACGGAGAUGGAAUAGUGAACUCAGAAGAGUUAACUAAAUACUUGGCUCCAACCCACGAGCAGCGCGCGAUCAACGAGGCAAAUUACCUACUACGAGUGGCUGACAGAGAUUAUGACGGGUUUCUAUCAGAGCAGGAAAUGAUUAUGAACUAUCAGCUUUUCACUGGAAGCAGUAUGGCCAACUAUGCGGCAUAUCUGCAUGACGAAUUUUAGAACAUAAACUUCUUUUUUCCAUUGUAGAUAGACUAAUACCUUAUUUGUUCGAAUAAGCGCCCGAGCGCUUAUUUCAAAAGGGUGGAGUGGGCAUUGAAUAGCUCAUUACGUUUACAUUUCUGUAUACUAAAACUGUAUUGUGGCAUUGACCUUUUCUGAGUUAUCGUCUAAAAUUCAGGCUACUUUUGAAACACACGUGUACAGAGUUGCCUAGAACCGGUUAUAUUAUCAAAGUCUGCCAAGUCAAAGUGUUAAGAUAAGCAAUUGAUAGCCUGCCAGUAAGCUCUCCAGUUCGAGUGGCGAGCGAAGCGAGCCGCGAUUUUCUUUCGCGUGCGGCUCUUGGGUGACUUCUCAGGACUCCUCCAAAAAGAGAAGAGCUCGCUCACAGGCUAAGCAGUUCACAAAGGACUGAACUUUCCUUCUGAUCUCUCCAUCAAGAAAGUGAUCGGGGAGGGAGAGGGUAAAUCGCUAGUCUGGCCUCGGGGACCGCUUAUUCGAAGAAAUACGGUAACUGAAUUUUCUAAGGUUUUAUAUAGUGUAACUCGAAGCUGCCAAAAUAAAACAGUAAGUAAUGACAAUCUAAGAAUUGAAACUGACAGAUACAAUCUUCCUAAAAUAAAAUUCCUGAGCCUCUUAGGAUAUGUCAGCUUUGCUUGUCGAAUAAAGUAGAGAAUGAAAUUCAUUUUCUAUUCAAAUGCAAUUU